AUGCUAAAGGUGGAGCUUGAGCUCCCAGCAAUUUCCUGUAUUGCGUUCUGUGGCUCAAUACUGUUUAUACCGCCAGCUGGUCUGGCGAUUCUAUUAUCUGCAAAACAUUAUUCCGAGCUGAGUCUACAGGUUUCGGCGGGGCUCCUAGGAGGAUUGCUGCUGUGUUUAGCGUUCUGCACUUUUCUGGUGGGUGUGUUCCCCCACCGGUGGUCUACUUCAAUUAUCUAUUUUAUAUGUUCUGCUCUUGGAACAAUCUCUGGGCUCUACUGGGCGGCUGCCCGCUUCAACUCGCCCUCGCACAGCUCAAGCCUGAAAUACGAAAUUGCCUGUUUGUGUCUUUGGGUGUGCUCGAUGAUGUUCUCGACGCUGCUGCUAGGGUUCGAACUCAUGGCCCUGGUGGCAGGUCCCGAGCAAAUACCCACUGAAAAGCUCCCAGACUCCGAGCUGUAUCCUGAGUUGGGCGAAAUGCAUUCUGACUUUACCAAGUCUCCGAGCUUCCAUGUCAGUCACAAAAAGUCCGUGAGCUCGCUGCUGAGCCUGGCCAAGAUCCGGCCAACCAAGCAUAACCCCAAGGACUCCGGGAACCCUCUAGCUGGCCUAGAGGCCCUGCCUGAGGGAUUCACAGAGGCCGACUGGGACACCCAAAGCUCCGACCAGGACCGGGUCAAGUGGAUUCUCUCCCAGGCAAUAUCCCAAAGCCGUAAUGUCUCCGACUCUAGCAACCUGACGGGCGCCCUCUUUCCUGCCACAGACUAUAAUCGUCGCAUAAGCGACAUGGGCUUCCAACGAGACGAGCCAGUGCCGGUGCCCAAAGUGCGGAAGCAGUCGAGCUUCCCGCAGAGCCUUGGCGAGCGCAAGAGCCGUUCGUUCAAGUCUGCUUAA
Molecule: messenger RNA, 882 nt
Organism: Wickerhamiella sorbophila
Lineage: Eukaryota; Fungi; Ascomycota; Dipodascomycetes; Dipodascales; Trichomonascaceae
Exons: 1
Coding region: 1-882 (293 amino acids)
Source: RefSeq, a predicted model, not a curated record